AUGAGUGUCCUAGUUUGGAAUUUUCGUAGGCUUGGGAACCCACAGACAAUUCGAGAGCUCGGGAAUUUUGUUCGGGCACAAGAUCCUGCGGUCAUGUUCUUGGCCGAGACAUGGCUGGAUGAAGUUAGGCUAAAGUCUCUUUUGCAGAAUUUUGUUUAUGACCAGAUGUUUGUUGUUUCAAAAAUAAAGCAGGGGGGCGGACUAGCUCUUCUGUGGAGGUCUGAUUUUGAUGUUAAGGUGGUCUCUUCUUCACUCAACCAUAUUGAUGCAGUGAUUAAUUCGGGUAAGGAAAACUCUUGGAGAUUUACCGGUUUCUACGGCAACCCCGAGACUCACAAGCACCACGAAUCUUGGGCUAUUCUAAAAAAUCUUAACCGAAACUUUUCUUUGCCAUGGUUAUGUGCAGGUGAUUUUAACGAGAUUUUAAGGUCUCAUGAAAAGAAAGGUGGUAGAGCAAGACCGGAGGUUCAGAUGAGGGAUUUCCGUGAAACAUUAGAUGAAUGUGUUUUUGCUGACUUGGGGUUUAUUGGACAAAAAUUCACUUGGUGUAAAAGAUUGACAGGUGGUGUUACAGAAUGGGAGCGCCUUGACAGAUCUGUAGCUAAUCAUGAAAGGAUUUCUCUGUUUCCGAGUUAUUCAGUAACUCAUCUUGAUAUGGCUUUCUCGGAUCAUAAGCCUUUAAGUAUUCAUAUGGAGGGGCUGCCAAUUCGAAAUCAAAGACCUUGGAGGUUUGAACAAGUAUGGUUAAAUGAUGAGUCUUGUUGUACUAUGGUGGAAGCAGCUUGGGAGAGCCCUUUUUUCUCUUCUAAUCCGAUGUCAGUGGUUAAGGCUAAUGUGAACAAUUGUCAGAGGAUAUUGAAAGAGUGGAGUAGGGUUUCUUUUGGUAAUAUCUCUCGGACUCUAGCUGAAAAGAAAAAGCAAAUCAAAGUGGCGGAAGGGGAAGUGGUAAGAAGUGGUAAUGGUGACUGGUUACAUGUUUUGAAGGCAGAAUUGAGAGAACUCCUUACCAAGGAAGAGAAGCUUUGGCAGCAACGUUCAAAGCUGCAUUGGCUUAAAGAAGGGGACCAAAACACACGUUACUUUCAUGGUAAAGCUUAUUAG
This is a messenger RNA of Quercus robur (English oak), 1101 nucleotides long. RefSeq lists its product as uncharacterized. Gene Ontology annotation, molecular function: catalytic activity. The record is from RefSeq and is a predicted model, not a curated record. Lineage: Eukaryota; Viridiplantae; Streptophyta; Magnoliopsida; Fagales; Fagaceae. The transcript has a single exon. Bases 1 to 1101 code for a protein of 366 amino acids.